AUGGAUAAACGAUAUAAAAAUGAAAAAUGUAAUAUGAAUAAUCUGGAUGAAAAUGAUGUAAGUGAUUUUGUUUUGAAAAAUAUGAAUGAUAUAGAAAAUAAAUCAGAGAAGCAAUUAAAUAUGAAUGAAAAUAUAAGUACGUAUAAUUCCCAUUAUCAAAAUUCAUUAAACAUUAAUUUUAAAUCGUUAAAUAAUGAAAAAAGGGAUUUAAAAAAUGAUAAGAAUGGACAAAAUAAAAAGUUAAAUGAGAUUAAUACCGAAAGUAAUUAUAAUAUGAAUUUUACUAUAAGUAAUAGUAAAAAUUCAUUAAAUAAAAAUAAUAAUAAUAGCAAUGGUUUGCUUAAUGAUUUUAAGAAGAAUAAAAAUAACUUUUUCAAUUCGGAAUCAAACAAUUUUGAUGAAAAAGUAGAUAUAAAUAAUUCUGAUGAGGAAAUUAAUAUUAAUUCAAAAGAUGAAAUACAAGAUACGUUGUUUAAUAAUGUUAAUUAUAACAUAAAUAGUAAAAUUAACUCAGAAGACAAUAAAAAUUUAAAUAAUCAUGUAUAUUCAAAUAUAAACAUCACAAGUGAUACUUAUAAUAAUUAUAGUAAUUUAUCUAACAAUGAUAUAAAUAAAUGCAACUGUAAUAGUACUAAAAAUAGCAACGGUAAUCAAAUGAGUUGUAUAAUAGAUAAUAUGUAUAAAAAUAGAAUCAAUAUUUAUGAUAACUUAAAUAAAUCAAAUAAUAUGAACGUUUCAAAUAAGAAUCUUAAUAAAUGUGGAGGUACAAAUAAUAAUAAUGAUAUAUAUAAUAAUGUAAACAUUUUGAAUAAUUCAAAUAAUAAUUCUUUUAAAAGUUAUGUAAAAAAAAAGACAAAUAAUAUAAAUAAUUACAUAGGUAUUGAUGUUAAUUCAAACUCAGAAAAAAAUUCUUCUAAUAUUAAAAAAAAUUGCUGUAUUAAAAAUUAUAUAAAUUUAGAAAAUAAUAUAAAAAAUAGAAAUGAUAUUGAGUAUUUUAAUUAUAUUAAAGAAAAUAAAAAAGAUGGAACAAAUAAUAUACCAUAUAAAGAUAAAGAAAAUAGUGAUUCUAUUUUAGAAAACAAAAGUGGUACAAAUAUAAUUUUGAACACCUAUAUGAACAAAGUUAAUAAUUUUAACGAAGAAAAUAUAUUACAAAUGAAUACUAACUAUGAUGAAUGCUUUGAAUCUUCUAAAUAUUUAAAAAAUAAUUCUAAUGAUGAUAUAGCUAAAACUUUUUUUACAAUAAAAGAAGAUUGCAAUAAAUCUGAAAAGAAGGAAAAUUAUUUUAAUAAGAUAAGAAACUGUAAUAUUAAUAAUAAUAUUUAUAGAAGUGACAUCUAUAAUAAUAACAGUAAUAUGUUCAUAUCUUCACAUGAGAAUAAUGAAAAAUUACACAAUAAUUUAACUUGUGAAAAAAAGUAUAUGAAUAAUAAUUUUUUGAACGACAAGUAUUUUAGUUAUAUAGAAAAUGAUUAUAAUGAUAAUUCAUUUAACUUGUAUGAAAUGAAAAACAUAAGAAAAAAUGAUGAUGAAACUAAAAUUGAAAAUAGGGAAGAAUUAAAAGAUUUUUCAAAUGAUUAUUUAUUAUUUAAGAAUAAUGAAAACUCUUUCAAUUGUGAUAUUAAUGAUUAUAUUUUAUUAAUGAAUAAAAAUUUUAAGAAUUGUAAUGCCUCAGGUGAAGGCAAUGUAAAAGAAAUGAAAACAGAAUGUAUGACAACUGAUAGUACUAUAUAUACGAAUAAUAUUAUUAAUCCACAUAAAAAUAUAGAAGAAGAGAAUGAUGAAAUUUAUCAAAAUUAUAAUUAUUAUGAAAAUGAAAAUAUUAACACAAUGCAAAAGGAUAUUGAUGAAGAUAAUCUGAAUAAAAAAAUAAAUAUGAACAGUAAUGACAAUAUUCUGAAUGUAAAUGAUAUUGAGAAAAAUUUUGAAUUUGAAGAAAAUUCGCAAUUGCACAAACAUUUAGAUUUAUCUAAUAAUUUAAAUAUAAAUAAAAGCUUGUCAUUUUUAAAUUUUGACGAUACAUUUAAUGGAUGGAAAUGUAAGCAAAAUAAUGAUAAUUUUUUGAAAAAGGAAAAUAAUAAUAUAAAUUCAUUUUUUGAAAAAAUAACUUUAAAUGAAACUAAAAACUCUGAGAAUGAAAGAGAAGACAAUCCUUGUAUUUUAAUGGAUGAUGUGCAAAAUAAUAUAAAUGAAAAAAAUAGUUUCAUAUGUGUUGCUGAUAAUAAUGAACAUUAUGAUAAUUUUAUGAAAAAAAAUUUAAAUAACAUUAUUAUACAUAAGAAUAGCCAUAAUAGAAAUAUAAAUUUUAAUAUUAAUGAUUUUUAUGGAAAUGUUAAUAAUAUAAAUAAUGAUUAUAUAGGUUCUAGCAGUAAUGAUAAUAUUUUAUGUGAUAAUAAUUUGAAUAAAUAUACUAAUGAUAAUCAUAAUGAUUAUAAUAAAUAUGAAGAUAAUAAUAAUAAUGUAGAUAUCCUAGAUAACGAAAAUUCAAUGAAAAAUAAUUCAAGUAAUGUUAUCAACAUUAAUGAUUACAAUAAUUUAAAUAAUGAUGCAAUUAUUAUUGAUUCAAAUGAUAAUGAUAAUAAUUCUAUUUUUAUGAAAGAAAAUGAUUUUUCAUAUAUGAAAUAUAAAAAUGAACAUACUAAAAAUUAUAUAGAUGAAAAUAAUUUAAUCUUUCAUGAUGAAUUUGAAAGUUCAGAUUUAAAAGACAAGAAAAAGAAUAGUUAUGAUAUAAAAUGGACUAAUAAUAAUAUAUCACUUAAUAAGAAAAAUAAAAUAAAUAAUGAAAUUAUUCCUAAUAGUAACGCAAAUAAUGAAGAUUGUAAUAAUUAUUCUCUUUUUCUAAAUAAUAAAGGGGUAUCUUAUGAUAACAAUAAAAAUGAUUUUGCAAACGAAUAUAAGGAAAACUUUGACGAUAAAAGAAUGAAAAGUAAAUAUAACUUAAAUUAUUGUGAUAUAAAUAAUAAUAAUAAUAAUGAUGAUGAUACUAAAAAUAAUUCUAACACUAAUAUGAAUAAUAACAUUAAUGAUAAUGACGAUCACAUCAAUAUGGAUAAUAAUGGUAAUAAUAAUAUUAAUAAUAAUAAUGAUUAUGAUGAUAAUAAUAAUAAUAACAUUAAUAAUAAUAAUAAUGAUGAUUAUGAUAAUAAUACUAAUGCUAAUACUAGUACUAAUACUACUACUACUACUACUACUACUAAUAAUAAUAAUAGUAAUCACCAUAAUAAUAAUAAUAAAGAUGAUGAUUAUGAUAAUAAUAAUAAUAACAUUAAUAAUAAUAACAAUAAUGAUUAUGAUAAUAAUAAUAAUAACAAUAAUGAUUAUGAUAAUAAUAAUAAUAAUAAUAAUGACAACGAUAACAACAACAAUAAUAAUAAUAAAAACGAAAGUAAUAAUAGUGAUAAUAUUAAUGAAGACGAUAUUAAUAAAGUUAAUAUGACCACUAAUAAUAAUAAUAAUAAUGAUAUUAACAUUAAUAAUAAUGAUAAUACAAAUACUAAUACUACUAAUAAUAUUAAUAAUAAUAACAUGAAUAUUAAUACUAUUAAUAAUGUUAAUAAUAAUAACAAUAAUACUAGUAGUAUUACUAAUAAUAAUAGUAAUAUCAGGAAAAAGAAUACAGAACUAAAGAAUAAUUUAUAUAUAAAUGAUUUUAAUACAGAUCCAAUUAAUUAUAAAAAUAUUAAAUUUGAUAAUUUUUCUUAUAAGAAUGAUCUAAUAAGCAAUGAAAAAUCAACAAAUUACUUCUUAAAAUUUUCGUCUAGUAAUUUAUUUAACAAUAAUUUUAAUGAUUGUAAAAAAAAUUUAUUUGAAAAUGAUACAUUUAAUAUUAAGGAUAAGAAAAGUGACAAUUCUGUUAAUUAUUCAAAAUUAAUAAAUAAAGAUAAUAAUUCUAUUAGUAAAUAUUGCGAUAACUUAAAGGAUGAAAAUAAUUUAAAUAUAUGCUCUAAUGGUAUCAGUGGAAAUAAUAAUGACACAAUUAAUGUGAAGUCUUCUACAUUUUUAAAAAGUAACAUUAAUAAUCAUUCUUAUUAUUUAAAUAAUGAAAAAAAGGAAACUUACUGUUUACCUGUAACAAAUAAUAUAUUAGACCUUAAUGAAAAUAUAAAUUUAAUAACCAAUGAAAAAGAAAAGGAAAUUAUAGAUCCUGUUUUUUGUUUAAGUAAAAAAAAUUUUAAAAAUAAUUAUUCUAUGAAUACAGAAAAAUGUAACAUUCAUAACAAUUUGAAUGAUGGGAAAAAUGAUGAAAUAAUGUUUAAUAUUAACAGUAAAUAUAGCAUAUAUAAUAUAAAUAAUGAAAAUAAUAUAUACCAUAUAAAUAAUGAGGAUAAUAUAUAUAACAUUAAUGAUGAAAAUGACAUUUGUGAUAUAGAUAAUGAACAAAAUAUAUAUGAUAAUAUGGAAAAAAUGGGGAAUCUUCAUGAAAAUAUGCAUACUGCAGAUAAUAACUGUAUCUAUAAUGAGAUUAACAAUAUAGAAGAAAAUAAUAACAAUUUAUAUCUUUUAGAAAAUGAGUAUAUAUAUAAUAAUUUAGAUAAUAAUAUAUAUAAUAAUAUUAAUAAUUUACAAAGUAAUGAAAAUAUAUGUGAUAAUAGGAAUAAUAUAGAAAAUAAUGCAAACAUAUGUGGUAAUAUAGGGGGAAAUGAUAACGCAUGUAAUAAUAUUAAUAUAAUUGAAAAUAAUAUGGACUUUAUAUUAGAUGAAAAUGAGGAUGUAGAAAAGGAAUCAAAAGGAAAUGCAAAUAAUGACAAGAUAAAUGAGCUACAAAACAUAAUAAAUAGUUUAAAAUUUAAAAAUAGGCAAUUGGAAAAGGAAUUAACUGAAGUAAAAAAUAUGUAUUUAAAAAAAAAACAGUGUUUAAUAUUAAAUAGUCUAAGUAAUAAGAAUGAUGAUAUUAACAGUUAUUCAACUUUUAAGGAUGAUACAAAUAAUUCUGAAUGUGAAAGUGCAGUUCACUCAAACAAAUAUAUACAGAAUUUUUUAAAUGAUAAAGAGAAGUAUAAUUAUGAUACAAAAAUAUCUAUUCAAAAGUUUCAUUUAGCAUAUACUAACAAUUCAAUUGGAAAAUUAAAGAUAGCAGCACAAAGAGAUAUUAGUGGCUCUUUUAUGGGUCCAAAGGGAAUACAUGUAAAAACUAUAAAAUCUUCUUUACACAUUUCUGUUUACAAAAGUGCAAAAGAUGUAUGGUUUCCAGGAUUUGCUGAUAGUCAUGUUUUUUUAUUAAAAGGAAAUAUAUUUGGAAUUUUAAGAGCAUGUCAGCUAUUAUAUCAUUAUGUAAAAUCAAAAAUGUCUUCUUCAAAAUGUUGUAUUUACUUAGUUGCUCCAUUUGAAUGUGUGCAAAAGUUAUUAGCUGAUGGAUGUAAAAGGAUGGCUAUCAUCAAAGAAGAAUGCGGAGCUGAUGUAAGAUUAGGAAAUCUAUAUGUUCAAGUUCAUGAAGGUUUUACUGAAAGAUUAAUGGAAAUUAGAGGUAAUGAAGUUAGUGUUGACUGCGCAUUGGAAAAGUUAGUUAUUUUUAUGCAAUCAUGUUAUUCUGUACAGUCAUAUGACUACGAACUAUUAAAAUAUCCUUGUCGUUCAGUAUUAAAUUUACAGUGA
This is a messenger RNA of Plasmodium gallinaceum, 5592 nucleotides long. Its product is annotated as conserved Plasmodium protein, unknown function. The transcript has a single exon. Lineage: Eukaryota; Apicomplexa; Aconoidasida; Haemosporida; Plasmodiidae. Bases 1 to 5592 code for a protein of 1863 amino acids. The record is from RefSeq and is a predicted model, not a curated record.